AGCUCGGAGGGGCGAAGGAAGGCGAGAGAUCAACAGAAGAAAACGGCUUCCGAGGACCGCAAUCUUUGCAUUUUGAGCUCACCUUCUGUUGAUUCGAAGUGCGUGAUCUUCCAUGGCAUCCACCAGCAAGGUCAAUUUCUAUGAGGAAGAAGAAGAGGACGAAGAAGAGGAACUUGAACACUUUGAUGAUUUCACUCUAGCUUCGUCGUGGGAAAGGUUCAUAUCGGACAUAGAGGCAACUUGUCGACAAUGGUUGGCAGAUGGUCCGAAAAAUCUGCUGGCAAAGGGUGCAGUUCAGGUGGAUUCCUCAAAGAACAUAUACAAGGUGAAAUCUGAUUUGAAAAAUAUCACAAGGAGUUACUGCAUGGAGUAUCACUUUGAAAUCAACAGCAGUGGGAAAGUUGUUGACUGGAAUUAUCCUCUGCAUGAUUUACAGCUUUGUUUUGGGGUAAAGGACUUCUUGGUGAUUUCACCUCAAAGCGCCAGUGGGGUAGUGCUUGAUUCCCCAGAGGGCAGCAAGCUUUUAAGUGCAGUUGCAAUUGCUCUGACAAAUUGUUCAAGUUUGUGGCCAGCAUUUGUUCCAAUCCAUGAUCCAUCUAGAAAAGCAUAUAUGGGAAUUCAAAAUAUGGGAACAGUUUUUACUAGAAGGUUUGAGGCAGAUCAAAUUGGUAGCCAGGUGCCAAUUAAAUUCAUGCAUCUGGAAGGAUUACAUGAGUUGUUUCUUUCUAAGUUUGCUUACUCCUCGUUGGAUCAUUCAACACAUCUUUUUAAAGUCCAUUUUACAAUGAAGCUAACCUACAGAACCCUACAUUACGAUGAUGAUGAUGAUAUUCAAGGAGCUGAUGCUGACAAUGUGGGGCCUGGAGCAGACCUAGAUGGUCGCAGCAGCAACAAAACCCAAUGGGAUGAUGACUGCCCUUGGAGCGAGUGGUACUCGGCCGAAGAUCCAGUGAAAGGAUUUGAUUUAAUUGCCACAUGGUCAGAGAAGGUGGUUGAAAGCUCCUUGGAAAUGGCUGAAAUAGAAAAUGUUUCACCUCAUGAUGCUCAGAAGUGGAUCCUAAGUCCAAAUAUUGCCCCAAAUCUUUCAAAAGGAAACAGAAUUGGGUUUGCUUCUCAAUUGUCCCUUUUGGUUGAUGCACUGGAGAUGUCCUAUGAAGCUCAAUUUCUGGAGGAUUUUGUUUCAGUUGAAAAUUCUGGUUCAGACACUUUGAAAUCUUCUUGGGUUAUACCCCCAUCUACUGUUGUUGAUCGCGUGCUUAAAGAUCUCUUUCUUGAAGGCAUGAAACUUCCAGAUUUAGCCAAGGGUGACCACAUGAAUUCUCGAGCCAUCAAAGGCUCUCCUCUUCAAUCACUUUUUGCACAGUUUUGCUUGCACUCUUUAUGGUUUGGCAACUGUAAUAUACGUGCUAUUGCUGUACUCUGGCUAGAGUUUGUUCGAGAAAUUCGUUGGUGUUGGGAAGAGUCACAGCCAGUACCUAAAAUGUCAUCCGAUGUAUCUAUUGACCUAUCAACUUGUUUGAUAAACCAGAAACUACAAAUGCUUGCAAUUUGCAUUGAGAAGAAGCGUGAACUAAAUGAAGAAUUUGAAGAUUGUAUUGGAAGUCAAGAUGAUGCUUUUGAUCAUGUGGAGGAACAGGGUCGAGUUGGUGAGAGGUCAACUGAUUUGCGUCCAUCCAGUAAAGACUCUGUUGCAGAAUGUAACAGCCACUUGACGUCUGAUGGUUUCCAUGAAUCUAAAGUAAUAAUGUCAAGGUUUAGUACGAACCAUGAAGACAUUCCUUCUGCUGAUCCAGAACCUUCGAAUUCUCUCAGGAGAGGCUCAGCUGGUCCAGUGGGGUCUAUGAAGCUUCUGAAGUCAUAUCAGAGCUUGCAUGCCCCAUUCACCCAGGAUGCACCACUUAUGACAGAAGACAUGCAUGAAGAACGACUACAGGCAGUUGAAGCAUCCAGUGAUUCGUUUAGCUUUUCUGCUCAGUUGGAGAGAGAGGUCUUAUCCUCAGACAUGUCAGCAUUUAAAGCAGCCAACCCAGAUGCCGUUUUUGAAGAUUUUAUCCGCUGGCAUUCUCCUGGAGAUUGGGAGAAUGAUGAAACUGAAGGAAGUAGUUCAUCCAGAAAUCUUAAUGUGGAGGGUAUAAAGGAAGACUGGCCUCCUCGAGGACAACUUUCGCUACGAAUGUCUGAUCGUGGAAACUUGUGGCGAAAGAUUUGGAAUGAUGCACCUGCUUUGCCGGUUUAUGAGCAGAAGCCCGUACUGGAUCCAAAUCGAGAAGGGGAGAAGGUCCUUCAUUACCUUGAAACAUUGCGACCACAUCAGCUGCUUGAGCAAAUGGUUUGUACUGCCUUCAGAGCAGCAGCCAACAGUCUAAACCAGACUAACUAUGGGGGCUUGAAGCAGAUGAACACAAAAAUAGAGCAACUUUACCGUACUAUAGCGUCUACAUUAUCACCUUUGCGAGCAAAUCAAUUUCAAGGCAACAGUGAGGUUUUUGAAGAUCUAAGAAGGCUAUGUGUAGUCUUUGAACAUGUUGAGAAGUUAUUAACUCUUGCAGCUUCUCUCCAUCGUAAAUUCUUAAAUGCCCCUCGCCUCUCUGAAGCAUUUUUCAGUGACUACCACGAUUUUUACCUUCCAGCAAUGGGAAUGGGCUCAGUGGACAUAGAUAAUGAAAAGGAGUUUGGCACAAAGCAGCAACUGAGAAUGAACGAGAGACAGGUAGUGUCAAAUAUGUUUAGACCACCUACUGCUAACCAAUCAUGGAGGAAAGUUUUAAGCAUGGGUAAUCUUCUUAAUGGCCACGAACCGAUUCUCAGGGAGAUUGUCUUCUCCUUGCGUGAUAGCGUCAGCGGCAAUCACUACGCAGCCAGUACUCCCGAGGGUUAUCAACAGGAAAUAGAAACACACAGAAUGUAUAUAUGUGGAACGUCAAAUGAUCUCCGUGUAGGACUUUCCGUCACCUCAUGCGAUUAAAACUGUCUUAGAAAAUUGUGAACAUCGUUUAGCACGGACCUUGUAAAUUAAGUUCCAUUCUUUAGAACGUUACAGUUGGGGACACGUGGAGCGUCUCUGGCAAUUGACGUUUCCAGGAGAUGAGUACAUUAAUUUCAUAUUCACCAUCUUGUUCCACUGAUUGAUAAGUAAGUUAAACUUUCACAUUACUAGGAAAGCUGUUACUGAUCUUUCAUUGUUCCAGUGUAGAAUUGUUGAAGCUCUUUCUGCAAACUGGGGCAUUUUUAUCAUAUGAUUGGAUGUGGGAAACCUAGGAUUGUAUGAUAUUUCACUGUCGACGGACCACAUUGCCCAUGAUAUUCCAUGGAAGUCAAUUUAAUGAGGUUCUAAUCAAUCAAAAUCCAAUUGAGAAGAGUAUAUCCUGAUUAUGUGCACAAUGGAUGAUGCAGAACAAAACUUCGCAGGAGAA
Molecule: messenger RNA, 3413 nt
Organism: Rubroshorea leprosula
Lineage: Eukaryota; Viridiplantae; Streptophyta; Magnoliopsida; Malvales; Dipterocarpaceae
Source: the annotation of a GenBank genome assembly